Xyrauchen texanus (razorback sucker) is the source of this 3643-nucleotide messenger RNA. Its product is annotated as vacuolar protein sorting-associated protein 29-like. Gene Ontology annotation, cellular component: retromer complex; endosome. NCBI's taxonomy places the organism in Eukaryota, Metazoa, Chordata, Actinopteri, Cypriniformes, Catostomidae. The transcript is spliced from 4 exons. Gene Ontology annotation, biological process: retrograde transport, endosome to Golgi; intracellular protein transport. The record is from RefSeq and is a predicted model, not a curated record. The coding region runs from base 98 to 646 and encodes 182 amino acids.
GCUUCGUUCCGCCUUGCAUGCUGAACUGAAGGAGGAGUUCUGGCCUUGCGUGUCAACAUCAGCUUCCUGAGCUCUGCUUCAAACGUAGCUGGACAAAAUGCUGGUCCUUGUGUUAGGCGACCUGCACAUUCCCCAUCGAUGCAACACCCUACCUGCCAAAUUCAAGAAGUUACUGGUGCCUGGCAAGAUUCAGCACAUCCUCUGCACAGGCAACCUCUGUACAAAGGAGACCUAUGACUACCUGAAAACAUUAGCUGGAGACGUGCACAUUGUCAGAGGAGACUUUGAUGAGAACUUGAAUUACCCAGAGCAGAAGGUGGUGACAGUGGGGCAGUUUAAGAUCGGUCUGAUUCAUGGCCACCAGGUGAUCCCCUGGGGUGACAUGGCCAGCUUGGGACUGCUUCAAAGGCAGCUGGAUGUGGAUAUCCUGAUCUCUGGACACACGCACAAGUUUGAGGCCUUCGAGAAUGAGAACAAAUUUUAUAUUAACCCAGGAUCAGCCACAGGGGCCUAUAGCGCAUUGGAAAGCAACAUUACACCAUCGUUUGUUUUGAUGGACAUUCAAGCCUCCACAGUUGUAACAUAUGUCUACCAGCUCAUUGGAGACGACGUCAAAGUCGAGAGAAUCGAAUACAAAAAGUCUUAAAAACGUUGAUGGCUUUGGCUCCCUUCUUUCAGGAUGUUAAUCUUGUCAUUCCCUCUCACAUGAACAUCACCAUCGUGCGAAUGGUGUAUCAUACGCUAUUUUAAUGUAAUAUACUGUUUAUAUGUCAUCAGAAUGUCAUUGUUUUUUGAGUUUGUAGAUUCAGCAGAUGGUCAUUGAGAAAGCAAUAAUGUUGUAUUAUUUGCAAAAUGUCUGAGAGAAAUAGUCUGUUAAUAUAUAUGUGUGCCCUAAUUAAUUUUUCAAGGCCAUAAGACAUUUAAAAUUAUGUUUCAUACAAUAAAAACACCACAUCACAUGAAAAGUGUAAUCUUAUUUUAUUUUUUAAAGAGACCAUACCACACCACACUUAACACAUUUGGCAUUAAAAUGUAUGGAUCAGCCUUUCACUUAGAACUGCAUUAUAAUUCUUAGGUGUGUGUGAAUUUUCAUCAAUUUGUAAAGCAUAUAUCAAACGUAUUUUAGAUAGGGAAUAGGAAGUCCUCUUCCUCGAAUCAUUGAAAGCCAGGCCGCUCAUUUGUCCAGAGAGAUAAGUAUCCACAUCAGUCACUUCCCAUUCCAUGUCAACAUCCGAUAGGUGUGAUCCUGAAAAUUUCAGUUAAUUUUGGAGAAUGUUAAAUACAGCUAUAUGCUUUAAACCGGCUUAAAACAGUAAUUAGAAACCUGAAGUGUUCAUAAUAUCAGGAUCAUUAAGAAAGAUACCCAAGUACAUUUGCAAUGGUCUGUAAUGCUGCAUACUUACCCUGUAAAGGGGCAUGUUUUGCCAAAGUAGUCUUACUUUUCAUUCUUCUUGUUCUUGAUUGUACUGUAAUCGAUUUUUGCAAUCUCAUAGACACUCUAUGUAGUAAAUAUAAGGAUCACAAUUAAUUAUUUUCACAAUUACUCGCAUAUUGUACAAAAGUUUACCCUGUGUUUAUUUUCCCACCUUUGAUGAUCGAUGAUUUUUGGGAAAGUUGUUUUCUUGACUUUUUCUGCAGUCAAAUAUCUCUUUCCACUUUCUUUUGUCUUGCAAGUUGUAGUUUGAGGGUUUGUGAUGUAUUCCACUUCUGGGGCGUAUAUUGACCUCGGCUGUUUCACAUUUACUUUCAAGUCUGUCAUAAAAUAGUAAGUUAGUGUACAUUAAAUAUUUCAUUAUAAUAAAUUGUAUUACAGAGCCAAAAAAUAAAUUCCCUCAAGUGUUAUUGUGUACCUGUCCUGAUACACCGGUGUAAUACAUUCAUGUAAUGUUGACAUAUUAGCUGCCGCAUUUGAUCCGUGCUGUAGGCCUCUGCAAUACUGUACAGAAAGCGCUUCUGUCCUGGUGUCAAGCCUGGAUGCUGAAAACAAGAGAGUUUAUUUGGUAGCUGUUUUUCAGUGUUUAUCCUACCAUAUUUUAGUAACAGAUACAAAUCAUUGUAAAUGUGACAUAAUCAUUGCAAACAGUGGGGUUCAAAAGUCUGAGACGUUAGUGAAAGUGCUUCUAUUUAUUUAUUUAUUUUUAAAUUUUUGAUUUACAUAUUAUCAGCUACACUGAAAACCCUAAUAAGUUCAUUGCACUCAUUUGAGUAAACUUGUUCCCUCAAUUCCAUUGAGUAGUAUAAUGGGGUCUCACAAAACUUGAGUAUUUAAGUUCAAUUAACUGGUUUUCAAGUAGAGUGAACUUAAAUAUUUAAGUUGAGUUAACUACAUGCAAGUAGACUUAACUCAGAUUUUAAUUUAAAUAUGGUUGUUUAUACUGUUGUACAUUUUAAUUGAAUUGAUUCAAUUUUAGAUCAAACAACAGGACAGCUCAAAUAAAUAUGAUAACUGUCUAGGUCAGUUAUUAAAUCAUUCUUUACAGAAAUGCAUAUAUGCACUUCAGCUGCACAUGCACAAAGAGAACUGAGAUGGUGUGACCUGGAUCCAACUUGACCAAAGAAACACAGAUCACCCUAAGUGUGACAUUACAUCAAACAACUAUUAGUAACAAAGCAUAAAUAAUACAACAAAAGAGCUUAAAUAUCUAUGAAUUCUUAACAAUUAUUUAAAUUCUCCAAUCUGUUCCCUCUGACCAAGGAAACAUAAUUAAAUCAGCAAGGGAUUGUGGGUAUUCCCUGUAGCCUCAAUUUUGUACUCCAUAGUUUGAGUUAUUAACUCCUCAAGAAAAAUAAGUUCAGUGAACUUAAAUAUUUGAGUUAUGAGUCAAAAACAUUACAUUUUAAGUAAUAAUUAAGACAACUUGAUUUUUACAGUAAUGACAACUUAAAAUGGAGAGCUGAAAAAUAAACAAAAUAUCAGAAUUUGUUUUCUUUCAUGACAGUCUGCACUCGACUUGGCAUGAACAAGUGUGUGCAAAACCUGAUUAUCUAUGUUACCCCACCAUGAUUUGAAAAUGUUCCAAAGUGCUUCAAUAAAAGAUAAUCUGUUUUUAAAAAUUAGCAUUCGAUUAGUGUCCCAGAAAUCUUACAUAUUACUUUUGUGUCAUAAAGUAACUAACUUUAUUUCUACAUUCUCAGACUUUUGGACCCCACUGUAUAUUUUUCAUGAGCUACCUGUAAAAAUGGAGCAGCAGUCAUGGUCUUCGGGAUCUGAAUAGUUCUCAUGUCACGAUUCUGUUCUGCCACUUUAACAGUUGCUUUCUGCAUUCCAUGUCCAAAUUUUGGGUUUGUUUUGUCUAAAUAAAGAGAGAAGCGAAAUACUUAAUUUGAAUAUUCAGUUACAUUUUACACUGAGUGUCCUUAAUUGUUAUACAGUAAUAGCCUAGUAACAACCAGAUAGUGGUUUCUACAUGACAUACAUUACAGUUUGGUUGAAAUUAUUGGCUAUGCAUAGUGAAUACUCCACAAUGGAACAACAUGAUGUUACGCUGUAGUUACACAUCCAUUAAUUAAAUAUUGUACAGUUCAAAUUAUGAGAUAGUGUUAGAGUCAUUUGUCAUUGCUUUCUUGGGAACACCUAUUUGGUCUUUGAUUUAUCUCUGUGGGGUCAGAGACUCUGGUUAUUCUGUCCAAAUUAUUCAGGUGU